AAAUGGCGACGACGUUGGUUUGUGUUGAGACUGUCGGGUCAAAUACCCGGCCAAUAUGUGCUCGAGUACUACGCCGACUCGUCUAAGAAGAAGAUCAAAGGAGUGAUCGAUUUGGAUCAAUGCGAACAAGUCGACGCUGGCCUACAACUCGAGGGCCGUAAAGAGAACUAUCAGCACAUGUUUGACGUGCGGACGUCUAAGAGGACCUACUAUUUGGUGGCCAACAGCGAGAGUGAG
Messenger RNA from Oppiella nova, 237 nucleotides. Lineage: Eukaryota; Metazoa; Arthropoda; Arachnida; Sarcoptiformes; Oppiidae. The record is from the annotation of a GenBank genome assembly.